Lithohypha guttulata is the source of this 1587-nucleotide messenger RNA. RefSeq lists its product as uncharacterized. NCBI's taxonomy places the organism in Eukaryota, Fungi, Ascomycota, Eurotiomycetes, Chaetothyriales, Trichomeriaceae. Bases 1 to 1587 code for a protein of 528 amino acids. The transcript has a single exon. The record is from RefSeq and is a predicted model, not a curated record.
AUGACUCAAAAUGUGGCAUACUCACCAAGUCAAAUUUACCAACGCCUCAAUUCCACCAGUCAAGAAAUCCGCCUCCUCAAAGUCUCCAGUGCCCUAAAUGAAGGUCGCAUCCAAUGUCAAUUACAAACUACUCGUCUAUCAAGCGCUCAAUACGUAGUGCUGUCAUACCAAUGGGGCACUUCUGACGUCUCGCACGAGAUACUACUCGAUGGACACGUCUUUCGCGUCAGACCUAAUUUAUGGGCGUUUCUGGACGUGAUACGCGAACAGCAGGCGAUGAUGCUCUGGAUUGAUGCGCUGUGUAUCAAUCAGAAUGAUGUCUUGGAGCGGAACGCGCAAGUGCGAAUUAUGGGGGAUAUUUUCAGGUCUGCGAGUAUGGUUGUCAAUUGGUUGGGUGCAGGAAGUCAGAAUUCGAGAAUCACGCUGGCUUUUAGGGUGAUGAACCUGGUCUGGAGUUCGUCGAGUGUCGAUAACGCUGAUCAGUUGGACAGUGUUCCAUCCAUUGAAGGCGUUGACGAAGACGAGAUUUGGCAGAGUGUGGUCGAGUUGUGCAGUCUUCCUUAUUGGAAUCGAGUCUGGGUCGCACAGGAGAUUCUGCUAUCCUCGAACAACUAUCUGCUGCAUGGGUCUACGAGCUUGCCUUGGCACAUGUUCGCAAAUUUCAUCAGUCUGAUUGACGUGCGCUUUCCAUGCCCGUCACAAUACAAUCGUCUGAUACACAACUCGACAGCAAAAAGUUAUGCUUUGUCCAAGCCAUACACAAGUGUUCCUAGGGAGCUUACCUGGCGUGUCGGUAGUGCUUUGAAACACGACUACGGUAAGUGGUGGAACAACAACGAGUACAAUCUAUUCAGAAUUCUGACAAUGUUCGGCGAUCGGGAAUGUGCUGAUCCACUGGAUCACGUCUAUGCCUUGCUGUCUUUGACGGAUGAAGGGCCAAGGUUUCCCAUCCGGUAUGGUGUCAGCGUGCUUGAUCUCUUCCUGACCGUGUUCCGGUUUUGCGGACAUGCUGUACACGAGGGUCAGUCCGAACACACUCAAGGAGAAAUUUACGUACCAGCUUCGCAACGUGCAUUCUUCCGUAACGCAAGAUAUUUGGCUGAAAUUAUGGACCUUGUAUCAUCCUACCAAAGGACGCAGCCGUACUUUCAAGGCAUAGCGAUGUCUGCAAGAGGUCCGAGUCCUCGGCCAGAGCCGUGUUUUCCGCGCGAGCACGAUACGUUGAUACUGUAUUGUAGCAGUAUCGACCCUGACAAUGAACCGCCAGUUCUGAGAUCAAACACACUCAGACGCAAUCUGCAGGGUAUAGUAUACGACAGCAUUCUGCACUUGGACGACUCGUCGACUUGGUUGCUAGUACGGAACACUGGAAACAGUUACGUGUCGAGCUUGGUCGCCCUAAUCACUAUUAAGGAUAGUCCACAAGGACGACGUGGUUUCAAAGUAUUAGAGCCUGGUCCGUUAAGUGGUGCAACUAUAUCAGCGGCCAACAAGUCAUCCGGAUCGAAUGCGUGGAAAUUUGUAGUGCCUCCAGACAAGCACCUAGACCUUCUGAAAGCUACUGUGCUUGGUGGCCAGCCUCGAUGA